AUGAACAGGUACAAGGUGAUCAAGCAGAUGGGCGAUGGCACAUACGGCACCGUUUGGAAGGCCAUGAACCUCCACACCAAUGAAAUUGUGGCGGUGAAAAAGAUGAAGCGGAAAUUUUACUCGUGGGAGGAGUGUAUGAGUUUGAGAGAAGUCAAGUCGCUGCGCAAGCUGAACCACAGCAACAUCGUGCGGCUGAAGGAGGUGAUCCGCGAGAACAACGAGCUCUUUUUCAUCUUUGAAUACAUGGACUGCAAUCUUUACCAAGUCAUGAAGGACAGAGAGACGCUUUUUCCCGAGUCGAAAAUACGCAGCUGGAUGUACCAGGUGCUGCAAGGGCUAGCCUACAUGCACAAGCACGGGUACUUCCACCGGGACUUAAAGCCCGAGAACCUGCUGGUGACUAAGGACGUGAUCAAGGUGGCCGACUUUGGGCUCGCCCGGGAGGUGCGGUCGCGGCCGCCCUUCACAGACUAUGUCUCCACUCGAUGGUACCGUGCUCCAGAGGUGCUGCUGCAGUCCACCGUGUACAACGCCCCCAUUGAUAUGUGGGCGAUUGGGGGCAUAAUGGCGGAGCUAUUUUCGCUCCGCCCGCUCUUCCCUGGCGCCAGCGAGAUCGACGAGAUAGUGAAGAUCUGCUCUGUCAUCGGUACGCCCACAGUGCACACGUGGCCGCAGGGCCUCAAGCUCGCUGCUGCCAUGAACUUCCGCUUCCCUGAGUACUCGCCCAUCCCGCUGUCGAAGCUCAUCCCAUCUGCCUCCCCAGAAGCCAUUGAUCUCAUGACGCUGCUCUGCUCAUGGGACCCCGCCAGGCGACCCACAGCCGCACAGUCGCUGCAACACCCGUUUUUCCUGGUGGGUUGGGGAGGGGAGUGGGUAACAGGAGGGAAUUGGGUAGCAAGUGGGGAGGUAGGAGGGUGGAUCUCAUGA
This is a messenger RNA of Closterium sp. Naga37s-1, 927 nucleotides long. The record is from the annotation of a GenBank genome assembly. Lineage: Eukaryota; Viridiplantae; Streptophyta; Zygnematophyceae; Desmidiales; Closteriaceae.